AUGGCAUCAAACGUAAUGAUACGACUUGCGUCAGACAGAGUAAAUUUAUCGCUCUUGUCUGGGGACAGCAAUCCGCGGCUUUUUACACCUGGGGAAGUAAUCACAUCACAACAAGGAUACAUGCGAGGACAUGGGACCUACAUGGAGGAUGAAGAUAUUAAAUCGUCGGUCGCUGGUGUGAUGGUUCAGGUCAACAAGUUGAUAACUGUUAAACCUCUGAAAGGUCGCUAUGUUGGUGAAAUUGGCGACGUGAUAGUAGCACGUGUAAUCGAUGUACAGCAAAAACGUUGGAAGGUAGAUACGAAUUCCAGGCUGGAUUCGAUUCUAUUGCUCUCAUCGGUGAAUUUGCCCGGCGGAGAGUUGCGUCGGCGAGGUGUCGAAGAUGAACAGCAGAUGCGAAAAUAUUUGCAAGAGGGAGACCUCAUUUCGGCUGAAGUACAAAAUGUGCAUUCCGAUGGAGUGUUAUCGUUACAUACGAGAAGUUUGAAAUAUGGAAAACUGGGCCAGGGAAUACUAGUGAAAGUGUUUCCUUCAUUGAUUAAGCGACGAAAGACUCACUUUCACAAUUUGCCGUGCGGUGCCUCGAUCAUUCUAGGAAACAACGGAUUCAUUUGGAUUUCACCGAUGGUUAGCACCGAAGGCGAGGGUAAGGAUAAAUGCAAUGGUUUAUUGUUUUUACGCUGCAACAUAUUAUAUUUUUCAGAGGGUGGUGGCUUUACGCAGAAUUUGGAGGAAUCUAUUUCAAAACAAGACCGAGAAGUGAUCUCCCGGCUUCGAAAUUGCAUUUUAGCAUUAGCCAACUGCAAAAUGCUGCUCUAUGAUACAAGCAUUCUGUACGCAUACGAGGAGUCAUUAAAAUACGAAGUGCACGAGUUGUUACAUCAGGAAGCUAUGUUCGAUAUAGCUUUUUUGACCCAACAUAAAUUAAGAUUGCAAGAGUAAAGUCAAAUGUAGGUCAUAAUUUCAUUUUCGUUCUUAAUUUUGCUUUUUGAUGACUUUUGGUUAUUAGAGUUCCAUG
Molecule: messenger RNA, 1018 nt
Organism: Sabethes cyaneus
Lineage: Eukaryota; Metazoa; Arthropoda; Insecta; Diptera; Culicidae
Gene: Rrp4
Product: exosome complex component RRP4
Exons: 2
Coding region: 1-942 (313 amino acids)
Biological process (GO): nuclear polyadenylation-dependent rRNA catabolic process; CUT catabolic process; U4 snRNA 3'-end processing
Cellular component (GO): cytoplasmic exosome (RNase complex); nuclear exosome (RNase complex)
Molecular function (GO): RNA binding
Source: RefSeq, a predicted model, not a curated record